Messenger RNA from Aspergillus alliaceus, 552 nucleotides. Its product is annotated as ADP-ribosylation factor-like protein. NCBI's taxonomy places the organism in Eukaryota, Fungi, Ascomycota, Eurotiomycetes, Eurotiales, Aspergillaceae. The coding region runs from base 1 to 552 and encodes 183 amino acids. Gene Ontology annotation, biological process: protein transport. Gene Ontology annotation, molecular function: GTPase activity; GTP binding. The transcript has 6 exons. The record is from RefSeq and is a predicted model, not a curated record. Gene Ontology annotation, cellular component: lysosomal membrane.
AUGGCGGGUAUCUUUCGGACGAUUUAUGACUGGCUCCUGAGGAUGUUUUGGGCGACGGAGAUGGAUGUCACCAUGAUCGGGCUUCAGAAUGCCGGUAAAUCGUCGCUUUUGCGUGUGCUUGCGGGAGGCGAGUUUACUGUAGAUUCCAUCCCCACCAUUGGCUUCAACACGAAGCGGGUUCAGAAAGGCCAUGUGACCUUGAAAUGCUGGGAUCUAGGGGGCCAACCACGGUUCCGACCAAUGUGGGAGCGGUACUGCCGUGGUGUCAAUGCGAUAGUUUACAUAGUUGACGCAGCAGACCGGGCUGCACUUCCGGUUGCCACAGAUGAGCUACACGACUUGAUGAACAAGUCCACCCUAGAUGGUAUUCCGCUUUUGGUCCUUGGGAAUAAGUCCGACCUUCCAAAUAAACUGUCGGUCGAUGAACUGAUUGAUGCGAUGGACCUCAAGUCCAUUACCCACCGCGAAGUGAGCUGCUAUGGUAUCAGUGCCAAAGAAGAGACUAACCUCGAUGCCGUUCUGCAUUGGUUAAUUGCCCGAGCCAGUCGAUAA